AGACAAGGAUCACUCCAGACAUCUCCUACCUACGGUUUGGUUUUUUUUUUUUUUUUUUUUUUUUUUUUUCUUUCUUAAAGGCGAGGCUUGCAUUCCUCAGCAGCUAUGUACAAGCUCCUCUCUCUAAAGUUAGUAUGCAGGGUUUCCUAGGCUGAGAGCUCCUGAUUCAUGGGGAAGUAGUUCCUUGAGGUGGACGAUCUCUCUCUUCACCUUUCCUGUUGUUGCCUGCAGGCUAGUGCCUACUUUUUAUCAGUUUGCACAAUCGCUUAGAUAAACACGGAGGAAGAGAGUCUCUUUAAUUAUCAAAGACACAUCUUUUCGGGGUCCAACAAAGCGCUUAUUUCACCCGCCAAACUAAAGGAGAGUUAUUCCAGUGUAGGAGGAAGAUGCAAGCAAUUUGGGACCUUGAACAAGGCAAAUAUGGUUUUGCCGUCCAGAGAGGCAGGAUGCCGCCCACCCAGCCGACCCACGGGCAGUUUGCCCUGACCAACGGGGACCCCCUGAACUGCCACUCGUACCUGUCCGGAUAUAUUUCUCUGCUGCUGCGCGCCGAGCCCUACCCCACGUCGCGCUUCGGCAGCCAGUGCAUGCAGCCCAACAACAUCAUGGGCAUCGAGAACAUUUGCGAACUGGCGGCGCGCCUGCUCUUCAGCGCCGUCGAGUGGGCCCGCAACAUCCCCUUCUUCCCCGACCUUCAGAUCACCGACCAGGUGGCCCUGCUUCGCCUCACCUGGAGCGAGCUGUUCGUGCUGAACGCGGCGCAGUGCUCCAUGCCCCUCCACGUCGCCCCGCUCCUGGCCGCCGCCGGCCUACACGCCUCGCCCAUGUCCGCCGACCGGGUGGUCGCCUUUAUGGACCACAUACGGAUCUUCCAAGAGCAAGUGGAGAAGCUCAAGGCUCUACACGUUGACUCCGCCGAGUACAGCUGCCUCAAGGCCAUAGUCCUGUUCACCUCAGAUGCCUGUGGUCUCUCUGAUGUAGCCCAUGUGGAAAGCUUGCAGGAAAAGUCCCAGUGUGCUUUGGAAGAAUACGUUAGGAGCCAGUACCCCAACCAGCCAACGCGAUUCGGAAAGCUUUUACUGCGUCUCCCUUCCCUUCGCACCGUGUCGUCCUCAGUGAUAGAGCAAUUGUUUUUCGUCCGUUUGGUAGGUAAAACCCCCAUCGAAACCCUCAUCCGGGAUAUGUUACUGUCCGGUAGCAGUUUUAACUGGCCUUACAUGGCAAUUCAAUAAAUAAAUCCAAAUAAGAAGGGGGAGUGAAACAGAGAGAAAGAAAAAAAGGCAAAAGACUGGUUUUGUUUGCUUAAAUUCCUUCUGUUAAGAAAGGAUAUAAAAGGAUGUUACAAGUUUGCUAAAAGAAGAGAGGGGAAGAAUUUAAUGGACUGUGAAUCUCAAAAAAAAUAAAUAAAAAAGACUGUCAAAUGAACUUUUACAGAAUGCAUAAAAAAAAAAAAAAAACAACUCCUGUGUCGGUCAGAACAACUUGCUACUUAUCAUUUUUGUAUAAAAAGGAAAUUAGUCUUUUUCUUUUUUCUUUUUUUUUUUUUUGGUAAAAUUUUGAAAACUCAUGCUAAAAGUGCAUUUAAGGAGAUUGGGAGAAAAUUAGCAGAAUGGAGAAAGUAAGUCUUUUCUUUUUUUCCAAAUUAUUAAUUGUCCUGUGUCUAUGUACCUGUAGCUGUUCUUUUUUGUACUUUCCUGGUUCCAAACCAGUUUAUUCUGUGGUUCUAUAAUAAGUUUUGAUAUAAUCUUGGCUUCUUAAAAACUGUAUAUCCUUAAAAUAUAUGUUCUGUAAGAAUUAAAAUCGAGUCCAUGAAAAUAUCAUAGGAAGACAUAAAACUUUAGAAGGCAACUCAAAGAUGAUGAAAACGCACUUACAAGUGGUGACCAAAAAUUUUGGGUGAAGUCAAGCCCUCUAAUUUGAGAGCUGAAGGAACCACAUACAACACUUAACUCCCCCUACCUGCCCCCCUCCAAAAAGAAAGACACCAUGACAAACCUAGCUUUUUAAAAAUAUUUUAAGAAAGAGAAUGAACUGUGGAAUUUAUUGGCAGCCAAGGAAUGUGUCCAAGACACAUGCUGAGGUUUUGAAUAAAAAGUGAACUUUUGUAAUUUGAAUUGGGUCCCCACUUAGUUCUUGAAUUGUUAUGGAAAUCCUAUAUCUGUUUGUAUAUUUGCAAACCCUUUGUAUUAUAAUUGUUGAUAUUUUCCCUUUUUAAAAAAAAAAUACCAUUGAAAUCAGCAUGACAAAAUAACACUGUUGGCACUUAUAGGUAAUGUGAUUGAUUCAGUAUCUUAGAGUUUACAGUUUGUGUUUUAAAAAAAACUGAAGGUUUUUUUUUUUUAAGUGCAACAUUUCUGUAUACUGUAAAAGUUAUAAUAACUGAACUGUUUGGUCGAGUCUUUGUGUGUUAUAUUCCAAGGAAAAUUGAAAGUAUUCAGAAAUUAAAAUAUUAUUUGAUAUCUGAAACCUGUUUGCCUGUCCCCACUGACUGUCUUCUGUCGAGGCGAGACCCCCACCCCACCAGAGCUCUCGCAGAGCGGGGCUGGGCGGUCCAUUUGUUUAUGAUCUUCAGUCAGUUUGUUCAAAGGUGGACUAGUGUAUUUGCCUGCUUAAUUUGGGUGCGUGUGGGGGGGAGCUGAAGUUAAUGGUUUAUCUAUGCUUUAGGAAGUGCCAUACUGAUAUAGUAAACCACCUCCAUUCACCUAAUCCUCUUUUUAAUUAAAAAUGGAUUUUCCAGGGGAAAAAAAAAAAAGGCCCUUAUAUUUGU
This is a messenger RNA of Pteropus alecto (black flying fox), 2767 nucleotides long. RefSeq names its product nuclear receptor subfamily 2 group F member 2 (gene NR2F2). The transcript is spliced from 3 exons. Lineage: Eukaryota; Metazoa; Chordata; Mammalia; Chiroptera; Pteropodidae. Bases 387 to 1232 code for a protein of 281 amino acids. Gene Ontology annotation, biological process: cell differentiation; regulation of transcription by RNA polymerase II; anatomical structure development. Gene Ontology annotation, molecular function: RNA polymerase II cis-regulatory region sequence-specific DNA binding; nuclear receptor activity. The record is from RefSeq and is a predicted model, not a curated record.